AGAAGAUGGCGGCGUGCAGCGCGCACCGUGCUGUCCUCCGGACUCUGAGCGGGUUCAGGUCUGCAGGAUCCUGCAGGAUCUCAGCUGGAGGCGGAUCUCACCUGAGCAGACAUCAGAGCGGCUCUGUGACAUCACAGCCUGGGGCAGGAACACGCUCGGCAUGCUGGGUAAAUGUCAGCAGACAUGAGUCCAUUGGGAGAAACCUCCAGAUCACACAGAGAGGAAGAGGAGGAGGAGGAGAAGGAGGAAGAGGAGGAGGAGAAGGAAGAGGAGGAGGAGGAGGAGUACUGUGUGCAGCUUUCACGUUCUCUUUCUUCAGGACGGAGGAAGACAACCGAGAUGAAGCUCAGAAGAAAGAAGACGAGCUGAUUCUGCUGCUGAAGAGAGCGAAGCUCAGUGUGUAUCGUGGUCAGCUGCAGGCUGCCUCUGGUUUCCUGCAUCAAGCCGUCGUUCUGGCUCAUCAGACCAACAACAACCAAGCCAUCAUCUACACAUACAGCCAGAUGGCGAACCUAGCCUAUGUACAGGGGCAGCUGGACAGCGCAGAAAAACUCUUCAAAGCAGCGAUGAGCUUCAUGCUGUCAGGAGGAACGCCACAGGAUGAUAACGCCAUCAUUGAGAUGUCUCUGAAGCUCGCCACCAUCUACGCUGAACAGAACAAGGUGGAGCUGGCGGAGCAUGGGUUCAGGUUCUGUACAGAGUCUCUAGAAGCCAAACUGGAGAAGCAGAAGGAGAUUCCAGCAGAGGAGCAGACAGAGGAGCAGGAGACUCUGAGGAAGGACACGCGCCUCCUGCUCGGCCUCUGCUUUGACUCGCGGGCUCGAUACCGAGCAGCAACGCUGCACCUCACACAAGCUGUACAAGACUAUCAGAAGGCUCUGAUCAUCUGCAGCCAGGAGCAGGGAGACACACACCCACAGACUCUGGUGCUGAUGAGCGACAUGGCCACCAUCUUGGAUCUGCAGGGUCGCCAUGACGACGCCCUGGUGCUGGUGCAGCAGGCGGUGGAUCUGAGCCGCUCCGCCGGACACCCGGACCAACACGUGUUGCUAGGCAACAUGGCAGGCAUCCUGCUGCACACAGGUCGGCUGGACGACGCGGUCCAGUUGUAUCAGGAGGCUCUGAGUCUGGCCCGGCAGGCUGGAGACCAGGAGGCUGUGGAGCAAAUCCACCAGGGACUGAAGGAGGUGAAGAAGAGGAGGAAGGAGGCAGAGGAGGUGAAGGAGGAGAAGAAGGUGAAGGAGGAGGAGGAGAGGUGAAGAAGAAGACCUUCUGGUUCUGCCUGGUUCCUCUUCAUUUCUCCUGGUUCCUCCUGGUUCUUCUGGUUCCACCCGGUUCUUCUGGUUCUUCCCGGUUCCUCCUGGUUCCUCUUCGUUUCUUCUGGUUCCACCUGGUUCUUCUGGUUCCACCCGGUUCUUCCCGGUUCCUCCUGGUUCCUCAGCUGUUGAUGUUAUGAAUUAACAGUUAUGUGUUUAAUGAGCUCAUAAAGUUCAGAUUUGUGUUUGUAAAUGUUUGUUUUCAUUAAGUUUCUGAAACUGCUGAACGAUCUGAAUAAAUAUGAAUUAAUGUGAAUAACUGAGCACCGGUCAGUCUGAUCUUUAUGAUGUU
This is a messenger RNA of Scomber scombrus (Atlantic mackerel), 1608 nucleotides long. RefSeq names its product tetratricopeptide repeat domain 19 (gene ttc19). Gene Ontology annotation, cellular component: mitochondrial inner membrane. The transcript has 11 exons. The record is from RefSeq and is a predicted model, not a curated record. Lineage: Eukaryota; Metazoa; Chordata; Actinopteri; Scombriformes; Scombridae. Gene Ontology annotation, biological process: mitochondrial respiratory chain complex III assembly. The coding region runs from base 6 to 1259 and encodes 417 amino acids. Gene Ontology annotation, molecular function: protein binding.